AGAUGAUAAUAAUAUUCUGUUUUGAUUUUAUAGUUUUUAUAUUAAAAAAAUAUAGGAUGGUAAGACUUGGUUUGUUGUUUAUCAAUCUAGCCAGAAGAAAACGUGUUGGGUUAGAAACCAGAGUUGGAUACAUUUCUCCAGAAAAUAAUGCAGGAAUAUGGCAUGGUGCUGGUGUGAAAUCUGGUUUUAUUGAAACUUUUUCUGGUAAAAAAACAAAAAGAUUUUGGAAGCCAAAUGUUUUUGAUAGAGAGUACUACAGUGACUUGCUUGAUGAAAAAAUAAAAUGCUCCUUCACAAUGAAAGCUGUCCGACAAAUAGACCAUGCUGGUGGAUUUGAUAAUUACAUCCUUAACACACCAGAUAAAGUUUUAGUUUCCAAUUAUGCACUAGCCUUAAAGAGAAAAAUGGAAACUGUUCAGAGAAUGUUAAACUAUGGUGAAAAGUCUCUUGAGGAGAUAAAAGAAGAAAUAAAACCCAGAAUAGUUAGUAAACAUGUCUGGAUACCAAGAAACUACACAAAUAGAUUCUAUUUUGAUUGGAAAGGACCAAGAAGACACACAAUAUUCUGUUAAGUAUGUCAAUGUUCAAACUUCAUGAUUUCUAGAAUAUAUCUAAACACUUGAGUCUUUUUUGUCUUGAAAUUGUGUUUCUUUAGUGCAGGGGCUAGCUAUAGUUAUAGUUAAGACAUUACGUACAUCUAUUUAAUUUGUUGGUGUAUCUUUUAAAAGUUAUUUUUAUAUCAGACAAUGGCUUGUUAAAAAGCAAUUAUAUGCUUAGGAGGUAUUACACCUACAAUUGGUUUUAAGUACAUGUUUUGUUUUCAUAUCUUUCUUUAAUUAAAACAAACAAACCCUGUUUCAUGUCUCAGUCUAAACUGAACUAUAUUAUAGAUAUUUAAUGUAGGUAUACUGUAAAUUCUGUACUGUAAAACUUUGAAAUUGUAAAAGUAAGAAAAGCUUUACAGAAGUAUAAAUUUAUGUUAGUGUUUCAUGCUGCUAAGAAUUUGGUAUUUAAAGUUAUUUAUGUUCUCCAAUUUUUUAGGUAUUACUGUUUUGUAAUUAUUGUAUUAAUGUGAUACUUGCAUAUCCAUAUGUAUAUUGGUAUCACUAUAAAAUUUUGAGGAGGAUAUUUAAAUGUCAUGGUUAUCCUGCUGGUAUGCAGAAAUUGUCAUUGAUUAGCCUAUCUUGCAUUCAAUUGAUUACAGUAUGCAAACAUUUAGCCCAUGAACUUUUUGCUUAUAAAAAUAUUAGUAAUUUAUAACUUGAGAAGUGUCAAAAAGUUGGAUUUGUUUUUGUUUUUGUUUCAUGGAAAAUAAGUUAUUACAUAUUAUGUAACUUCCUAAAAAAAUGACAGAAAGGUUAGUAUGUAUGGUUCAAUAUAGCUUACUUAUUUUUUUAAAAGAUAAAAAGUAUAGAUGAGGCUUGGUGAUACAAUUUUUAAGUUAAUAGACUAACAAAACUUUGUGAGAGCUACAAUGCUUACCAUUUUUGUAUUUUUAACCUUUUUUAUGUUUUAAGCACAUUAAGUACCCAAUAAAAGUUUUUGCUGUGUCAAUAGGAACUUAUGCCUUGUUUUUUUUCUUUAUAUAGUAUAUAUUUUUUUCUAAUUCUUAUAUGCUUAUUUGAACAAGGUUGGUAAAACGAUGCAGUUUGUUUGACUACCAUUUUUUAGAAAGUUCAGUAUAAAAGAAAUAGAAGCCUGCCUAAAACAAAUUAGUGAAGAGGUCAGAAAUAGACACUAUUCAAUGAGUUACUAAUUUGUUUAAUGGAUUCAAUUUGUUUAAAUUUAUCUCUUUCUCUACAAUAUUUGUGUCAGCUUUAAACCAAUGUUAUUUUGGUGUCCCAAGGCUAUAGUAAGAUCCCUAUUGUCUAACUAUUACCCAGUUAAUUAUACUCUUGUUAGACUGUGAACCACACUCUAACUAACUGACCUUUUUUUUGUUUGGCAUCCUAGAAUGUAAUUUAUCUAUGUUAGUAAGUUACUGUUUUGGUUAAUACUGCCACACAUUGGAAAGAAAGAAAACAAUGUGCAGUUUAUUUUAAACAUGUGGUUAAACUUACAAUAAAGAUCAUCUUUAUA
This is a messenger RNA of Hydractinia symbiolongicarpus, 2079 nucleotides long. RefSeq names its product 39S ribosomal protein L28, mitochondrial-like. Gene Ontology annotation, cellular component: mitochondrial large ribosomal subunit. The transcript is spliced from 2 exons. The record is from RefSeq and is a predicted model, not a curated record. The coding region runs from base 3 to 572 and encodes 189 amino acids. Lineage: Eukaryota; Metazoa; Cnidaria; Hydrozoa; Anthoathecata; Hydractiniidae. Gene Ontology annotation, molecular function: structural constituent of ribosome.